AUGUAUGCCAAAUACUCGCUUGCUGCGCUCCUGGUGACGAUAACGGGUGUUCUUGCACAUCCUAGCGGUCCUAGAAUUGCGGGGAGAAGCGGAUUCCUGAAUAUAGAGGAUCUACAACCCCUCGUCAAGAGAGCACCGAGUCCGGAUGGGUCCUGCGGUGGACCGAACCAGUAUACUUGCGGCGAGACUGUGAAUAGGUGUUGCUCGCAAUAUGGUAUGGGCAAUUACUUCCUCUCUUUUCAGGAUUUUUAUUUAUUUAUUUGCCGUGUGAAUCGGAGGAUCAGUUGGGCUGAAUAAUUGAUCAACGGUGUUGUGCAGGGUUUUGUGGUGAUACCGAUCUCCAUUGUCAGAGCUCGGAGAAUUGCCAACCUGCUUUCGGUAUAUGUGUAACGACGCCUAACAACGGAACCGGUGGAGGGCCCGGGCGAUGCGGGAGACAGGCCGACGGCACACCUUGCCCGACGGGGCAGUGUUGUUCUGAGGGCGGUUACUGCGGUAAUACAAAAGAUCAUUGCAUGUCCCCUCUAUGCCAGCUUGGAUAUGGUGUCUGUGACGCUGAGUAUAUUUUUCCUCCUCCUCUUCCAAAUUCAUGCGAUUGAGCCGUGCUCUGCGGGUGCUAACGAGUUGAAUUUAGUACCCUGCCGAGCGGUGGUACAACAGAGCAGGUUCCACGGCCCCAUGUGGGGAGUGUGCCAUACGGGGAUUUCGACGAUUGUAUUCGACCUGGCGAGGUCGCAUUGACUUUCGAUGAUGGCCCGGGUGUGUAUACAGAUGCCAUGGUCGAUCUCCUGGACUCCUACAACGCAAAGGCUACAUUCUACGUUACCGGCAUCAACAACGGAAAGGGCGCAAUCGAUACUACUCCGGCAUGGACGAACGUGAUCCGGAAGAUGAAUACCAACGGUCACCAAAUUGCCUCUCACACCUGGUCGCACGCCGAUCUCUCGACCCUCAGCGAGGCCGCCCGCCGUGGCGAGAUGAUAAAGCUUGAGAUGGCUCUCCGCAAUAUUCUUGGUUUCUUUCCGACAUAUAUGCGUCCGCCUUACUCUUCCUGCAAUGCCGCCUGCGUGGCCACGAUGAGUUCUUUGGGGUACCAUAUCACGUACUUUGAUCUGGAUACGGAUGAUUACAAUCAGGCGACGCCCGAGAAGGUUCAGGUUGCCAUGAAUAACUUUGACAAUGCGAUCAACCCUUCUAAUCCUGCUGUUGAUGCAUUCCUUGCAAUUGCUCAUGAUAUCCACCGGACCACCGCGCAGAAUCUGACAGAACACAUGCUCCGGACUUUACAACAGAAGGGCUACAAGGCUGUCACUGUGGGUGAGUGUAUGGGAGAUCCAAAGGAGAAUUGGUAUCGUGCUGCCGGUCCGGGACCUAGCUUCACUUCUGAGAUUGUUACCCCUACUCAUCACCCUACCACUUCUACCACUUCUACCACUUCUACCACUUCUACCACUUCUACCACUUCUACCACUUCUACCACUUCUACCACUUCUACCACUUCUACCACUUCUACCACUUCUACCACUUCUACCACUUCCACCACUUCCACCACUUCAAGUUCUUCGAGUUCUUCAAGUACUUCGAGUUCUUCGAGUUCCUCAAGUACUUCGAGUUCUUCGAGUUCUUCAAGUACUUCGAGUUCUUCGAGUUCCUCAAGUACUUCGAGUUCUUCGAGUUCCUCAAGUACUUCGAGUUCUUCGAGUUCUUCGAGUUCUUCGAGUUCCUCAAGCUCUUCAAGCUCUUCAAGUUCUUCGAGUUCUUCAAGUUCUACCACCACCUCCAAGCCUACGAGUUCUACCACCACCACCACCACCACCACCUCAACCUCCAGCUCCAGCACCGCCGGCCCCACCACCCCCACUCCCACAUCGACCCCUAGCACCAGCUCCACUAGCUCCACUAGCUCCACUCCCAAACCACCAACCACCACCCCUACUCCCUCUCCUUCCCCAACUACCCCUGAACCCCCUACAACCACAACCCCGAGCACUACCACCUCGAAACCCCCCAGCCCAACUAGCUCCUGUGCUUACUUGGUCGGCAGAUGGUGCGCAAAGCAUCUUCCAACCUACAGCAAUUUCGAAGAAUGUUGGGCAAGUACAAACCAGUGUUGGGAGCAAGGCAGCUUCUGCUGGCUCGCAACAGAGAACCGCAACUGCAGAUACUACCAAACUGUUUGUCUAGCACAAGAAGAGCAUUGCAUAUCCUGCCAUAACUCUGGCUCCACGAGUUGCUCCUAUGUGACACCGGUUUAUCCUACGACAACG
Messenger RNA from Tuber aestivum (summer truffle), 2267 nucleotides. The record is from the annotation of a GenBank genome assembly. NCBI's taxonomy places the organism in Eukaryota, Fungi, Ascomycota, Pezizomycetes, Pezizales, Tuberaceae.